This is a messenger RNA of Didymodactylos carnosus, 2007 nucleotides long. Lineage: Eukaryota; Metazoa; Rotifera; Eurotatoria; Philodinida; Philodinidae. The record is from the annotation of a GenBank genome assembly.
AUGAACACAGCCAUGCAUAAUUUUCAACUAUUUGCAUUCUUCCUUUUAUUAACUUCAUAUUGUUUAUGUGAAAAAGAUUCUAAAAAAGAAAAUGUUGGAACUGUUAUCGGUAUUGAUCUUGGAACAACUUAUUCGUGUGUGGGCAUUUUCAAACGUGGUCGUGUUGAAAUUAUUGCCAAUGAUCAAGGAAACCGCAUAACACCAUCGUAUGUUGCAUUUACAUCAGACGGUGAACGUUUAAUUGGUGAUGCAGCAAAAAAUCAAUUGACAACUAAUCCAGAAAACACAGUGUUUGAUGCCAAACGUUUAAUUGGGCGAGAAUGGUCUGAUCCUACGGUCCAAUCGGAUAUAAAACAUUUUCCAUUUCAAGUUAUAGAACGAAGUAGUAAACCAAGUAUUAGAAUAAAUACUGGUUCAGGAGAAAAAACAUUUACACCGGAAGAAAUUAGCGCAAUGGUAUUAGGAAAAAUGCGUGAAAUUGCUGAAGCAUAUUUAGGGGAAAAGGUGACACAUGCAGUUGUCACAGUACCAGCGUAUUUCAAUGAUGCACAACGACAGUCAACAAAAGAUGCUGGAACGAUAUCUGGAAUGACUGUGAUGAGAAUAAUUAAUGAACCAACAGCUGCUGCUAUUGCUUACGGACUGGACAAAAAAGAGGGCGAAAAGAAUAUUUUAGUCUUUGAUUUGGGAGGUGGAACGUUUGAUGUGUCUCUUUUGACAAUUGAUAAUGGUGUAUUCGAAGUCGUAGCAACGAAUGGUGACACACAUUUAGGUGGUGAAGAUUUUGAUCAACGUGUCAUGGAACAUUUCAUCAAAUUAUUUAAAAAGAAAACAAAUAAAGAUGUAAGAAAAGAUAAUCGUGCAGUACAAAAAUUACGUCGUGAAGUUGAAAAGGCAAAACGAACACUGUCAAGUCAACAUCAAACAAAAAUUGAAAUUGAAUCAUUUUUCGAUAAUGAAGAUUUUUCAGAAACUUUGACACGAGCCAAAUUUGAAGAAUUAAAUAUGGAUUUGUUUCGUUCGACAAUGAAACCAGUACAAAAAGUAUUAGAAGAUUCUGAUAUAAAAAAACAAGAUAUUGAUGAAAUCGUUUUGGUUGGUGGUAGUACAAGAAUACCGAAAGUACAACAAUUAGUUAAAGAAUUUUUUGAUGGAAAAGAGCCAUCACGUGGCAUUAAUCCUGAUGAAGCUGUUGCUUAUGGAGCCGCUGUACAGGCAGGCGUUCUUUCUGGAGAAGACAAUACAGGUGACAUUGUUUUGUUGGAUGUUAAUCCAUUGACCAUGGGUAUUGAAACAGUCGGUGGUGUUAUGACAAAAAUUAUCCCAAGAAAUACAGUAAUUCCAACAAAAAAAUCACAAGUUUUCUCAACAGCUGCUGAUAAUCAACCUACAGUCACCAUUCAAGUAUUUGAAGGUGAACGUCCAAUGACUAAAGACAAUCACGUACUUGGAAAAUUUGAUCUUACGUCUAUUCCACCCGCACCACGUGGUGUGCCACAAAUUGAAGUCACAUUUGAAAUUGAUGUGAAUGGUAUUUUGAAAGUUACUGCUGAAGACAAAGGCACUGGUAAUAAAAACAACAUCGUUAUCAAUUCGAAUACAAAUCGUUUGUCACCAGAUGAAAUUGAACGUAUGAUUAAAGAUGCUGAAAAAUUUGCCGAUGAUGAUAAAAAAGUAAAAGAACGUGUUGAUGCUAAAAAUGAACUUGAAUCGUAUGUCUACUCGUUAAAAACUCAAAUAAAUGAUAAAGAAAAAUUAGGUGGAAAAUUAUCUGCAGAAGAUAAAGAAACAAUUGAAACAGCAGUGGAAGAAAAAAUUAAAUGGUUAGAAACAACGGGACAACAAACACAAGAUGUAGAUGAAUUAAAACAACAGAAAAAAUCUCUGGAAGAUAUUGUGACACCAAUUAUGACUAAAUUAUAUGCACAAACGGGCGGACAACCAGGCGGUCAAGAGGGAGAACAACAAACACCACCAAAUCCAGAUGAUAAUAAAGACGAGUUGUAG